Miscanthus lutarioriparius is the source of this 2082-nucleotide messenger RNA. Lineage: Eukaryota; Viridiplantae; Streptophyta; Magnoliopsida; Poales; Poaceae. The record is from the annotation of a GenBank genome assembly.
AUGAUGGAGCCCCAGGUGGCGGACCUCGAGGAUGACAGCAUCAACUUCUGGGCUUCCCUCGGUGUCAGCCCCCACGUGGACCAGAUGCCGCUGCACAGCGUCCAGAUCGUCGACCACCAAGCUCAGCCACCGCUGGCGGCGGCGGCGGCGGCGGCACAGCCGCAGUCCGUCUGUAGGGACCUCUUCCCGGUGGAGUCCGACGCCUGCCUGGAGCCUCGGCUGGGGAUGGAGUUUGAGUCCGGUGAGGCUGCCAAGACCUUCUACAUUGCUUAUGCUGGCCGUGUUGGGUUCUCCGUUCGCAUUGCCCGGUCACGCAAGUCUAAGUGCAGUGAGUCCAUUAUCAUGCUAAGAUUUGUGUGCUCAAGGGAAGGGUUCAGUAAGGAGAAACGUGUCGUCGCGGCUGGGAAGAAGACGAGGAAGCGCGCUGCCUCCAUCAGGGAGGGUUGCAAUGCCAUGCUCGAGGUGCUCCGCAGAGGUGAUAGCAAGUGGAUUGUUACCAAGCUUGUCAAGGAGCACAAUCAUGAGGUUGGGCUGCCCAGUCGAGUGCAGUAUAUCGCCAUCGAGAGUGAUACUGUGGUUGACCCUUACAUUGGUAUGGAAUUCGAGUCCCUUGAGUCCGCCAAGACAUUCUACUACUCGUAUGCCAGCCGUGUGGGUUUUGAAGCUCGUGUACGUCAGUCCCGCAAGUCGCAAGAUGAGUCACUUAAGAUGCUGAAGCUUGUGUGCUCUAGGCAUCGAUACCAUUCAGGGCGGGAGAACAAUGGAGAGGAUACCAAGAGAGUACGUGCAUUGGACCCCUCGAGGGAUGGUUGCGAUGCAUUGUUUGAGAUAAUUCGGAAGGGAAAAGAUACCUGGACGGUCUCCAAACUCAUCCUAGAGCAUACCCAUGAGCUGAACCCAGCACCAGCAAGCAAAGUUCACUGUGUUCGGUCACAAGAGUUGAACCGAGGAAUGGCAGCUGCUGUUGCCAAGGUAUUACCCAAUACCCGCCAUAUUUUCUGUGAAAAACAUAUCUUAGACACAAUGAAGGAGGAUCUACAUGGUACGUUCCCAGAUCCAGAGGCUUUCGUAACUGAUCUAAGGAAGUGCAUUGAUGGGUCCAGAAUAGAAGAACUGUUUGACUCAGGUUGGAACUCGGUCAUCAUAAAGCAUGAGCUCAGCAACAAUGAGCUUUUACAGUCUCUCUAUGAUAUUCGCCAACAAUGGGCCCCGGCAUACACAAAAAAGGCAUUUUAUCCUAGAAACCUGAUGCCAACAACAUGUGGAAGUAUCAAGAAGGCUAUUGAGAAGUACUUUUCGUCCAAGACUGAAUUGCGGGUGGCAGUUUGGCAACUUGGACAGGCAAUUUCUAGUUCAUUUGAAGCUGAAGUUCAGGCGGAUUAUUUCACAAUGUUUCAAAUGCCAGCGUUGAGUACAGCCUCACCAGUAGAAAAACAAGGGAGUUCAAUAUUCACUAGCACAAUAUUUGCCUUAUUUCAGGGGCAGUUUAUUGAUUCUUUUGGGUACCAUGCAGAGAGACUUGAUGAUGAUACAGUACACAAGUAUCGUGUCAAGAGAUAUGAAGGUGAUGAGGAGAUACAUAUCGUCUAUUUCAAUCCCGAUCGAAGCACGGUGAAUUGUAGUUGCUGCCUGUUUGAGAGCUGUGGUAUCUUGUGCAGGCAUGCUCUCCGGAUUUUCAUUAUUGAAGGAGUACGGGACCUUCCAAAGGCUUAUAUCCUGAAACGUUGGACAAAGCAUGCAAAAAAUAUUGUCACCGCUGAUAACUACACUGAUCUGAGGGGAGACCGUGAGGAUCCUUCCACUGCAAGGUUCAAUGAUUUGUGCUGUCAUGUGGUAAAAUUUGCAAAAGAAGGUUCAAAAUCCUCUGAAAUCUAUGCAGUCGCUAAAGAUGCACUGUCCAUGGCUUUUGAUGAGGUAGUACAGUCGUCGAAGAACUUUAGAGGGCAGCAAAAUCUGCAAAGCUAUACAAUGUCACUGAAAAGGCCAAUCAAGAAGUUUGGUAAGGCCAAAGAUUCCUCCGUUAAAAGCUCAAAGAGGUCAGCAUCUAAAAAUCCACUCAUGGAGAGUGAUGAUGUUAGAUGA